AUGUCCUGCGCCCAACACAACGGCCCAUUCCCAACCGAGGCCGGCAAAACACUCACAUCUGUCUACGCCAACGACCCUUCCACCACAGGCGCCCUCCUCCAGUCCAUCAUCGAGCGCGAUGGCGCUGUCAUAGUAAAAGGUCUAGUGGACGCAGAGCUCUGCAACAGAGUAAGAAAGGAACUUAAGCCGCAGUUUGACUCUGACCGAGUCGACGAAUCCGGCUUCUUCCCCACCACCACAAAGAGAGCCCAUGGUAUUCUCGCAUAUUCUGACGCAACGGCCGAGUUGCUCGUGAACCCACUAUUCCAGUCCGUCGCCAAUGGCAUGUUGACGAGCAACUACACCUAUUGGGAGGGCCAGGGGAAGAAGACGGUUUCCGCAAAGCCACAAAUUGCAAGUAUCGUCGGGUUCCGUGUAGAGCCUGGUGGCACACAGCAAGCUUUGCACCGCGACGAUGCAGACUAUCAUACUCGGAAUUGCGAUAUGCCUGUAAUGCUGGGCUGCGUAACGGCUUUAACAAAGACGACCAAAGAAAACGGGGCGACGAUUGUUAUUCCCAAGAGCCAUCUGUGGGGUCCGGACCGCAUGCCCCUCAACGAAGAAGCCAUCCCUGCGGAGCUCGAAGUAGGCGAUGCCACAAUUUUCGUUGGAAACGUCUACCAUGCCGGCGGGGCGAAUAUUACCAAGGACGAUGCUCGUGAAACCAUCGGCAUGUUCCUCUGCAAAGGCACCCUCCGCCAGGAAGAAAACUCCUACCUCGAAGUGCCACCGGAAUUAGCCAAGAAGAGAGGAUUCUCACCACAGGUAUUGCGCCUCCUGGGCUAUGGUAUUGCCCCGCCGGCGCUAGGGCUGUACCAGUAUCAGGAUCCGAUGAGGGUUAUAUUCGGCGUUGACGACGAAGAGACGGUCAAGAAAUAG
Messenger RNA from Pochonia chlamydosporia 170, 918 nucleotides. RefSeq names its product phytanoyl-CoA dioxygenase family protein. NCBI's taxonomy places the organism in Eukaryota, Fungi, Ascomycota, Sordariomycetes, Hypocreales, Clavicipitaceae. The record is from RefSeq and is a predicted model, not a curated record. Bases 1 to 918 code for a protein of 305 amino acids. The transcript has 3 exons.